AUGGCUCGCCCCGGAUCCACCCGGCAAAUCCACAUCAUCACCCAAACCCACCAAGACAAUGGCAGAGCUGCAGCGACGACACCUGAGGCAGGGAAAUGA
Messenger RNA from Parastagonospora nodorum SN15, 99 nucleotides. RefSeq lists its product as hypothetical. NCBI's taxonomy places the organism in Eukaryota, Fungi, Ascomycota, Dothideomycetes, Pleosporales, Phaeosphaeriaceae. The transcript has 2 exons. The coding region runs from base 1 to 99 and encodes 32 amino acids. The record is from RefSeq and is a predicted model, not a curated record.